Messenger RNA from Miscanthus lutarioriparius, 1164 nucleotides. Lineage: Eukaryota; Viridiplantae; Streptophyta; Magnoliopsida; Poales; Poaceae. The record is from the annotation of a GenBank genome assembly.
AUGGGGCGCCGGCUCCUCCUCCUCCUCGGAGCCGCCGUGCUGCUGCUCUCGUCCGCCGCCACGGCGCAGGACUGCCUGUCCGCGACGUUCAGCGGUGGGCGGACCUUUGGGAAGUGCAACAGCCUUCCCACGCUCAGCGCCAGCCUGCACUGGACGUACCACCCGGAGAACGGCACCGCGGACGUGGCGUUCCGCGCGCCAUCGGACUCCAGCGGCUGGGUCGGCUGGGGCAUCAACCCCAGCGGCGGCAACAUGGGCGGCAGCAGCGUCUUCGUCGCCUCGCAGGACGGCAGCGGCGCGGUGUCCAUCCUCAUGACCUACCUGGAGAACUCCAACAGCCCCAGCCUAACCAACAACACCCUCAAGUUCAACGUGCCCGUCGGCCCCGCCGCCGAGUACUCCAACGGCGCCUACACCAUCUACGCCACCGUGCAGCUUCCCGGGAACUCCACGCAGCAGUUCACGGUGUGGCAGGCCGGCCCCACCAGCAACGGUGCCAUCGCCGCUCACCCGACGGCGCCAGCCAACUUGGCCAGCUUCCAGAGGCUGGACUUCCUCUCGGGGUCAAGCACCGCCGCGUCCAACUCCAAGCUUCACCGCCGUAACAUCCACGGACUGCUGAACGCGAUUGCCUGGGGCGUCCUGAUCCCCAUCGGCGCCAUCAUCGCCCGCUACCUGCGCGUGUUCGAGUCCGCGGACCCGGCGUGGUUCUACCUCCACAUCGCGUGCCAGUGCUCCGGCUACAUCCUCGGCGUGGCCGGCUGGGGCCUGGGGCUGAAGCUGGGCAGCGAGUCCGCGGGCAUCACCUACCAGCCCCACCGCAACCUCGGCAUCGCCAUCUUCAGCCUGGCCACCCUGCAGGUGUUCGCGCUGCUGCUCAGGCCCGACAAGAAGAACAAGUACAGGCUCUACUGGAACAUCUACCACCACUCCGUCGGCUACUCCGUCAUCGUGCUCAGCGCCAUCAACAUCUUCAAGGGGCUCGACAUCCUCCAGCCGGCCAGCGGAUACAAGACCGCUUACAUUGUCAUCCUGGCCACGCUCGGCGGCAUCGCGCUCUGCCUCGAGGCCAUCACCUGGCCCAUCGCCAUCCGGAAGCGCAGGCGGAACGCCGCCGACAAGGCGGCCAACGGCAACGGCCACAGCUGGCAGCAGGGUGCGUAG